AUGCUCUCCCCGGGCCACCAAGGCACCAUGUCGAUGGCCAUUCCGCCACAAUCUCGUCCCAUCUGCGUUCUCGCCAAGGAAAACGACAUACACGUCGAAGAAUUCUGGGCCACAAAUGAACUCCUCUGCUCAGCAUCACCAUACUUCCAAGCUAUGCUGAUGGGUCCGUACCGCGAGGCCAACACCUCACACGUAACCAUCGAUCAGCAUCCAGUCUGGGUAGUUGAAGCGGUCUUGAACUUCCUCAAAUCCGGCCGGCUAACCAGCGACCAGCCAGACCACGAUCACUCCGACGUCUGGUGGUAUCGCCAGCUCUUCGAGCUGUACCACUUCGCCGACUUCUAUCACGUCCAGGACCUACGGAACCGGAUCGUCGAGAGAGUGCAGAAGAAGUUGCAUUACCACGUCUCACCACAUGACCGACUUUCCACACUCACUCAACACGACUUUCCAAACUUCCAAGAAUUCAAGUUCUUAUGCGAGAACGUGCCGGAAAGCUCGCCCCUGCGCAAAGUCAUAGCAGAUGCCGUGGUCAAUUUCAACGCCCAAUUCUCUCCGAUCCGAGUCAGUGCUGCGAGACUUACUGGUGGUCCUCCUGCUCGAGGCAGGAUUGUGGUUCCCGAAGCCUUCAAGCAGGACUGCGAUGUUUCCCGAUCCCGUCAAGCCCAGGUGAUCAUGUGCAGCAAUUGCGCGCACGGCGGAAUGCCAGAAGCGAAUGGCGAGAGUGAUUGA
This is a messenger RNA of Pseudocercospora fijiensis CIRAD86, 732 nucleotides long. RefSeq lists its product as uncharacterized. Lineage: Eukaryota; Fungi; Ascomycota; Dothideomycetes; Mycosphaerellales; Mycosphaerellaceae. The transcript has 2 exons. Gene Ontology annotation, molecular function: protein binding. The coding region runs from base 1 to 732 and encodes 243 amino acids. The record is from RefSeq and is a predicted model, not a curated record.